AUGAAUCAAGUCAAACAGGUUCUCUUUCCCAGAAGUAAAUGUGACAGGGAAUUGAAAGGAUCUUUUAAAUUCCACUUCCUCAACUACACAGACGUUACAGAGAGACAUGAGUUACCACGUACUGUGUUUUUGUUACUUUUGUUCUGCAUCAUGUCCAACGUGUGGGGUUCUGUUUUGAAACACUCACUGAAAUAUUUCAGCACUGGAUCCUCUGGAGUCUCAGACCUUCCAGAGUUUAUGGCUGUUGCAUUGAUUAAUGGCGUCCAGGCUGGAUACUGUGAUGGCAUCAACAAGACAUUUAUAGUAAAACUGGACUGGGAGAAAAAAGUUUUGGAUAAUGAUCCUGAUCAAUUAGAGUACUACACUAACCAGUGUUUUGUGGUGUAUCCUCACAACUUCAAACUUGCAAUGACCUGUCUGAAGCAGAUCUUCAACCAAAGUGAAGGUGUUCACGUUUUACAGCUUUUGGAAGGCUGUGAAUGGGAUGAAGAGACUGGAGAGGUUACUGGUUUCUUAAAGUAUGGUUAUGAUGGAGAAGACUUCAUUGCUCUGGAUCUGAAGACAUUAAAAUGGAUCGCUCUCAAACCUGAGCUCAUCUACACCAAACUGAGAUCGGAUUCAGACAUAGACAAUAUAAAAUUCAUUGAGCAUUUCUACACUCAGCUUUGUCCUAAGUGGUUGAAGAUGUAUUUACAGUAUGGGAAGAGCUCUCUGUUGAGAACAGACGUCCCCUCAGUGUCUCUCCUCCAGAAGACUCCCUCCUCUCCAGUCAGCUGCCACGCUACAGGUUUCUACCCUGACAGAGCCAUGAUGUUCUGGAGGAAAGAUGGAGAGGAGAUUCAUGAAGGAGUGGAACAUGGAGACAUCCUCCCCAACCAUGAUGGAUCCUUCCAGAUGAAUGUUGACCUGAACAUUUCAUCAGUCUCACCUGAAGACUGGAGGAGGUACGACUGUGUGUUUCAUCUCUCUGGUGUGGAGGACGACAUCAUCACCAAACUGGAUGAAACACAGAUCAGAACCAACUGGGGUAAGAGGACAUGGAUGUGGUUUGUUGGAUAUUUAAGGCCUUGUCCUGCAAUGAAGCCCAGUAACAUGACCACCAUCAUCAUCUCUGUAGUGGUUGUUGUUGUAGUCUUUGCAGCAGCUGCUGGAUUCAUGGUUCAUAGAAAGAAACAAAUAGUGAAGAAGCUCUGA
This is a messenger RNA of Mugil cephalus (flathead mullet), 1194 nucleotides long. Its product is annotated as major histocompatibility complex class I-related gene protein-like. The coding region runs from base 1 to 1194 and encodes 397 amino acids. Lineage: Eukaryota; Metazoa; Chordata; Actinopteri; Mugiliformes; Mugilidae. Gene Ontology annotation, biological process: immune response. The transcript is spliced from 8 exons. Gene Ontology annotation, cellular component: external side of plasma membrane. The record is from RefSeq and is a predicted model, not a curated record.